AGGAAAUCCAGAAAGCCAUCAGAGCACCAUAACCAGGGACCAGUGAGGGUUGGAGCGUCAUGUCUAGAGCCACAUUCUUCCUAAUGGCUGUACUUGCGAUUGCGGUGACCAAUGCGAGGAACAUUCAAGAAGAAAAUACUUGUGAUGUGGAUGAGUUCAUGUGCAUGAGUGACGGUGAUAUCACGUGCCUCCCCAACACAUGGAAGUGUGACGGAGAUUCCGAUUGCGACGGAGAUGUUGAUGAACAAGGCUGUCCUCCUCCAACUUGCCCUGAAAAUGAAUUUCAAUGUGACGAUUCGUGUAUUCCUCAACUCUUUGUGUGUGAUGGUGACGUAGAUUGUGACGAUAAAACAGACGAAGCAUCUUGUCCUGCACAGAAUCCACUCAUUAAUCACGUCUAGGACCAAAGCAAGAUGUGACAUUGCCAUGUGCCAUAGGCUUUAGAAUGAUGACUCCGCCCUUAUGUUCCAGUGUUUCUUUUUUUUCUUGUUUUUUUUUUUUUUUUUUUACAUCGUCUUCCUCUUUACCUCUUAAUUCUAUCAAUUUUAUUUAUGAUGACUACUAAAAAAUCAUUUUCAAGUUGUUUUUGUUUAUAUUUUUUUCUUAAAUGAGAUGAUUUAUUUUGAUUUUAUUAAAAUAAAUUUUACAAACACUAA
Messenger RNA from Saccostrea echinata, 656 nucleotides. Its product is annotated as low-density lipoprotein receptor-like. Bases 60 to 401 code for a protein of 113 amino acids. The transcript is spliced from 4 exons. The record is from RefSeq and is a predicted model, not a curated record. NCBI's taxonomy places the organism in Eukaryota, Metazoa, Mollusca, Bivalvia, Ostreida, Ostreidae. Gene Ontology annotation, molecular function: protein binding. Gene Ontology annotation, cellular component: plasma membrane.